CCCAAUCCUCGCACUCUCCUGCAUUAUUGCGUGCCAAAACAACCACAGCAGAGAACGAGAGAGAGACAGCUGCGGCUUCUUCUCUUCUUUCUUCUCCGAAAAUGGAGAAAAAGCUUGAAAACCCUAGCGAUGGCGGAAACCAGCCCUUCCAACUAGAGCUUGAAAACCCUAACAAUGGCGGAUCACUGCCUCCGCUCCCGACUUCUCCUUUCAAUGACGAAAUCGACAGCUCCUGUUCUACACCCUACGUUUCUGCUCCUUCCAGCCCUGGCCGGAACCCUAACUGCUACUACUUCAGUGCUCCCGCAAGCCCUAUGCACUUCGCCCUCUCCGGAAUGGAUAUCAACCCUUCCGCUUCCUCCUCGAUCUCCACCGUCGAAUUUGAAUUCUCUGCUCGCUUCCCACCGUCCAGCUCCGCGACCGUCGGAUCGAUGAUAUCCGCCGAUGAACUCUUCCUCAACGGCAAGAUCCGGCCCAUGAAGCUCUCUUCCCACCUACAGCGACCUCAGAACCUCGCUCCGCUACUCGAUCUUGACCAUGAAGAGGAUGAAGAAGAAAAAGAGGCGAAUCAGCGAGGCAGAGAGAUCAAAUUGCGCAACAGAUCCGUGCAUAGACGGGCCAGAUCUCUCUCUCCGAUGAGAAAUGCUCCGCAGUUCGAGUGGCAUGAGGACGAAGAAGAAGCGCAGAAUGAGAGAGAAACCAAGGAUCUGGAUUUCAAAGAUCCAGAACAGAAGCAGGCAGAAUCGUCCGUGGAAACGACGCCGUCCGUCUCUGCGUCUUCCUCGCGAUCUUCUUCUUCCGGGAGAAGCUCGAAGAGAUGGAUUUUCCUCAAAGAUCUCUUAUACAGAAGCAAAAGCGAAGGGAGAGCAAAUGCGAAAGAGAAGUUCUGGCAUUCUAUCUCCUUCUCUCCCUCAAAAGAGAAGAAAUCUCCUGUUUCUGCUUCCGCCUCUCCUACUUCUCUCUUCUAUUCCUUCAAAGAGAAGAAAACUUGUCAGAGUACUCCGGCCGCUCCGGCGACAGAAGCAAGGAAGGAGAAGAGAGGGUCUCAGAUCCCGGCAAAGCCCGCUGCCGCCGUGAAGCCGACCAACGGCGUCGGGAAGCGGCGGGUCCCACCGUCGCCGCACGAGCUGCAUUACACGGCGAACAGAGCGCAGGCAGAGGAGCUGAGGAAGAAGACGUUCUUGCCGUACAGACAAGGCCUUCUGGGGUGUUUGGGGUUCAGUUCAAAAGGAUAUGGAGCCAUGACUGGUUUUGCCAAAACCCUAAAUACCGUCUCUUCCAGGUAAAAAAAUCAAAAACAAUAACAAAAAUCAUUUCUAGUAGAAUCAUUUUGUAUAGUUUUUAAAAUUGUUUUUUUUUUUUUUUUGGGUAGUUUUUGUAUCUUUUUGGGGGUGAUUUUCUUCACAGAGAAGCUGUUGAUGAAUAGAGUUUUAGCUUCUCGAAUUCCUAAUGCUGGAUUAGUGUGGGGCUUUUAAGUCCUAAUUAAUAUAUUUAGUAUUGGAAGAAAGAUAGUGUUUGCCUA
Messenger RNA from Magnolia sinica, 1522 nucleotides. RefSeq lists its product as uncharacterized. The record is from RefSeq and is a predicted model, not a curated record. Bases 102 to 1286 code for a protein of 394 amino acids. Lineage: Eukaryota; Viridiplantae; Streptophyta; Magnoliopsida; Magnoliales; Magnoliaceae. The transcript has a single exon.